CCACAACCAGCCAAUUGUCUUGUCGAUCGACUGAACGCCACGACACUGCUGACCGCCACCGCUGACCGCCACAGCUAACCGCUAACCCCCGCUCCCCAUCCCCCCCUCCCACACACACACAUCACAAACACCCCCAUCAUCAUGUCGUUGUGCAAGCCUGGAGUGCUGAUGGGCAUCCUUGCGGUGCUGCUGUACCUGCUGUUUGUGUUUCCUGUCAAGUACUUCCCCGUGCAUGACAGCGGGGCCAUCUUGAUCACUGGCACAUCCACGGGCAUUGGGCGCCAUGCGGCUGUGGAGCUGGCCAAGAAAGGGUACACCGUGUACGCCACCGUCCGCAAGCAGGCCGACGUCGACAGCCUGAAGAAAGAGGGCGUCAACACGCUGAUCCCCAUCGUCAUGGACGUGACGAAGCCCGAUCAGAUCGCCAGCGCCGUCGACACCAUCAAGAAGGGCGGCCACAAGCUCAUCGGCCUCGUCAACAACGCCGGCAUCUCCGCGCGCGUCCCCUUGGAGGCCCACGAUCUCGACCGCAUCCGCUCCAUGUUCGAGGUGAAUGUCUUUGGCGUCGUCUCCGUGACCCAGGCGUUCCUGCCCAUGAUCCGCGAGAACAAAGGUCGCAUCGUCAACGUCGGCUCCCUGGCCGGUUUCAUUGCCAUGCCGGGCUCAGCCAGCUACAGCGCCACCAAGUUUGGCCUGGAGGGCCUGAACGACGCCCUCCGCCGCGAGAUGGCCCCCUUUGGCGUCAGCGUGUCCAUUGUUGAGCCGGCAUACGUCUCAACCGCCAUUGCCUCCAAGUCCACGGGCGAGGCCGCCGCCACGCGCUGGGUCUCGCGGGAGAUGCAGGACACGUACGCGUGGUUCUUCGCCGACUUUGAGGAGAAGCGUCUCAAGGGCGAGGCGCUUGCCGAUGGGCCCGAGGUCACCACCAAGGCCAUCACACACGCGCUCACGAGCCGCACCCCGGAGACGCGCUACAUCGUCGCCAACACGUACGGCAUCCCCGCCAAGAUUGCCGCCCUGAUCAACUGGCUUCUGCCGGAUCGCCUGGGCGACAUUGUGCUUGCCAACGACGCGUCCAUCAGCGGCGCCGCCUCCAAGACCGCCAAGGGCACCAACUAGAGCAGCACAGGCAGGCAGCCGGGCAGCCAGGCACCGCAAGCAACCAGGCAGACCUGUGCGCAGGCACAGGCUCAUUGCAAGCCAGCUAUGUCGACUGUUGUUGAUAUCACCAUCAUACACCCUGUUCACAAGCUGUCUGGGCGCUCUGUGUAUGUGUCUGAGCUGCUUGUGUGCUUCUGCUGCGUUGUGUGCAUGUGGGUUGUACCUUGCUUUGUGCAUUUAUCCAGGCCACGUCUCUACCAAUGUGUGUGGAAGUUGCGUGCAUGUGUGCACGUGUGCACGUGUAUGUGUCGUGGGUGGAGCUGUUGUACACGUGUAUGUGCCGUGUGCGUGCUGUUACGUCUUGCGCUCCAAUCAUCUGUGUAUGCUGUAUCCACUCUGCUUUGUUUGUUUUGUUUGUGUGUUCUACUGCACUGUUGCUGCCUUGCCCUCUCCGUACCCCUCGCACGUCGUUGUACCAUUGAUUACAUUUUCACCAAGAGUACACUCGCCAUCUUACGUCA
Salpingoeca rosetta is the source of this 1622-nucleotide messenger RNA. RefSeq names its product oxidoreductase. Gene Ontology annotation, molecular function: oxidoreductase activity. Bases 142 to 1119 code for a protein of 325 amino acids. The record is from RefSeq and is a predicted model, not a curated record. The transcript has a single exon. Lineage: Eukaryota; Choanoflagellata; Craspedida; Salpingoecidae.